Molecule: messenger RNA, 418 nt
Organism: Prorocentrum cordatum
Lineage: Eukaryota; Dinophyceae; Prorocentrales; Prorocentraceae
Source: the annotation of a GenBank genome assembly
GCAUGGCCCGCGUGCGCCUCGCGGCCCGCCCGAGCGGCGCGGCCGGAAGGCACGUCGCCCUCACGCUGGACGACGCCGUCGGGGAGGACCCGGCGGGCGUGGCGGAGCUGCUGCAAGUGCUGCGUGAGCUGGACGUCCAGGCAACGUUCUUCGCCAUCAUGGACAAUGGCACUCUCGAGCACGGCGGCGUCUUGAGGGAAGCCGCGGCCGCAGGCCACGAGAUCGGCAACCACGGCACCGCGCCGACGGCGAUGCUGGGCAUGACCGGCGCCGAGGUGCGAGCCGCCAUGGAGGCGUGGGAACGGGGAUCCGUUCGAUCCUGCCGCGUUGGCCCGCUUCGGACGGCGACCUCAAGCUGUUCCGGCCCCCCAAAACCCUGCAGGGGUCCGCGAUGGCCGAGGUGCUGGAGGACAUGGGC